Molecule: messenger RNA, 1703 nt
Organism: Paramuricea clavata
Lineage: Eukaryota; Metazoa; Cnidaria; Anthozoa; Malacalcyonacea; Plexauridae
Source: the annotation of a GenBank genome assembly
AUGAGAAGGAAGUCGAAGUUCAAUCUGGUGAAGAGUCUGACCAAGACGUCGAUGUCAAUGAAGAUGCGAAAUAUUCAGCACUUUCUACUUCCAGCGAUGAAGAAACAUUUUUAUGCGCUGAUGAUCCAGUUGGUGACGUGGACUGGCAGAUACAAAGAGGAGAUGCAGGAAUUGAAAGAACAAGAGGAGCAACCCAGUGCCUGUUUGGAUGGAACAGUCAACACUGGUGAAUGGUAAGCAUGCCAGAUUCAUACAUUUGACUUUUCCCACAUGUGGCAUAUGGUAUUGUUUAUAAAACCAUUGAUGUCCAAUUCUCAUAGCCUUGAUUCGUGAAAUUGACAGUAGACUAGUUUAUUAUCAGUUAACACAUUUCCCCCUUGACAUGUAAAUCCUCUGACAUCAGACAGGAUAAAUUAUAAAAACAUGUAGAAUCUUGUUGGUCUAGAUGCACCUACUUGAAAAUAUAUAAGGAGAAUUUUGACGUUUCGAUUGAAUGCCCUUUGCCUGUAGCAAUACUGAACAAAGUGCCUUCGCUCGGAAUGUUGAAGUUCGCCUUAUAUAUUUUCAAGUAAUUGCAUCCCUUUCGACGAAAGCUUGUUUCAUUUUAUUGGCACUACCUACACCGAGAAAGACAUGGGCCCAUCAUUGGAGGCACAAUACCAUUUUAUUGGUAUUAUUUUGUCUCUAUUUCAAAACAUUUCAUCAGACCAAUGGCUUUGUUUCUGUAAAAUAAAGUAUUUCUUUUUAAGUGUGAAUUAAUUUCUUGUUUUAUUAAAUUGUAUGUCAAGUUUUUUUUGGGUUAAACAUAUUUUUAUUCGGAUAAUUUUUAAACAGGUGUAAUUGUGGAAAGUGUUGACUUGAAUUCUUACAAAACAUAUCCGACUGCUAUUGUUGUAAGGGAACUUGAUGGUUGUUGCAAAGCAAUGCAAAGUGAGAUUGCAUUACAAGACCUUCCUCAGGGUUCAACAAUAAACUGCAUUGUUGACCAUCCAGGGUUUAAUCCUGUUUGCCUCCAGAAAUGGAGUCUUAAGAUGGCAGCAUGGCUAUAUAAGACCAAAGAGAAAAAACAUACAAGAAAACUGGGAAGUGAUGAUAUGUAUGUUAAAAAUUGUUUUAACCCUUUAUGUUAGGAAAUUGUCAAAUUUUGGCCACCUGCACAUCCUCAAGUCCCAGUCUUCAGCUUAACACAUGCAGCGCGGCCUAAUGGAUGAUUGAUUUACAGCCAUAGAAGGACCGGGAAUAUCCCUCUUUUAUGAAGGACGUGUAUGAUCCUGUUCAUUGUUUUUACGAAGUAAAUCAAGCAUUACUCAAGCUCUAUUUUGAUAUGGAAGGAUCAAUGUGCGAAACAAUUUAAGGCAAGAUAUUUUACCAAAACUUUGGACAACUAGCGCGAUGGAUUCCUGCUUUGUAGAAAGGUAAUAUUGUUUGUAUUAUGUUAGUAUUUUGCAGAUUUUAUAUCAAAUACGCUGAAAAGUAAAACCAUAGAACCGUAGAUGUUUUAUAGUUUUUGUUUGUGGACAUUUCAGUACCGAAUUAAUUGUUUAAGUGAAAAUUUGACUCGAACUUUUGUAUCUUAUUCUAGCUUUUUGCUGGUUGUUCUGCAAUGGGUUCUAAAAGCAACAGGAAGCCUCGUCAAUCGGCCAACACUAGCCAAGCGCUCAGAUUCCCAAUCGGAGAACUGGCCAAGAGAAAAGAUGAAUUAA